This is a messenger RNA of Pieris rapae (cabbage white), 1402 nucleotides long. RefSeq names its product androgen-induced gene 1 protein. The coding region runs from base 234 to 938 and encodes 234 amino acids. The transcript has 3 exons. Gene Ontology annotation, cellular component: membrane; endomembrane system. The record is from RefSeq and is a predicted model, not a curated record. Lineage: Eukaryota; Metazoa; Arthropoda; Insecta; Lepidoptera; Pieridae.
GUCAUAUUCAGAAUUCGUGUAAUAUUAGGGAGGAUAAUCGUCUGCUGUGUGCCUAAAAAUUAUAGUUUAUUAAUGCUUUUAAAAUAAAAUCUUCACUAUCAACGUUUUUUUUACUGAAUUCCAAUAAAUUUUCCGUUAAUAAAUUGCAUCGUUUAUAUAUUAUCAUUCCGUUAAUAUAUUAUAAUAUAUCAGAUAUCGUUUAUUACUCUUCGAUUUUUUUAAAAGAAUUCAACAUGUGGAAAUUAUUAUUCCAUUUAAUUGGAGCUAUACAGUUUUCGUAUGGCUGCUAUUAUGACUUCAUGUAUGUGAGAAUACCAAGCACUUCUACCACUGUAACUCCCUAUGGUGGGAAGUUGAAAUAUUUAACUUAUUUAAACGCCAUGCUCCAAACAGCAUAUUUCACUGUGGCAUUAUUAAAUGAUAUAAUAGGGACAGAUGAACCUAUGCCGGCCAAUAAACCUUUUAUAAGGCGAAUGAAGGAUGCUAUUUUCAGUGCCUUAGCAUUUCCAUUAUCUAUGUUUGUAGGCAUUACCUUCUGGGGUAUUUAUGCUGUUGACAGAGAACUCAUUUUACCGAGAGCAAUUGAUGCUUAUUUCCCAAUGUGGUUGAACCAUGUUAUGCAUUCCAAUAUUGUUGUGUUUGUAUUAAUUGAACUUGUGUCUACAUUCAGAAUGUAUCCUAAACGGAAAGUAGGACUGUCCAUACUGUCACUAUUCAUGUUAGGAUAUGCUAUUUGGAUUCAUACUAUCUAUUUUAAGACUGGGAGCUGGGUCUACCCAGUGCUAUCUGUAAUUAGUUGGCCUGUUAGAGUAGUUUUCUACAUCUUCAGUCUUGGAUUUGCUUGGUCACUGUAUUCAGUUGGUGAAACCUUAAAUACGGCUGUUUGGUCAAAGGAAGUAGAAUCCACAGUUAGGUCUGGCAAGAAGAAGGCCAAAUAAAGUAGUACUCAUUGCAUUUUUAGCUUUUGCUUACUUAAAUUAGCUUUACAUUAUUGAAUUUUAUAGGGUUAUGGUGGGGUCUUGUAAAAUGUGCUGUGUUAAGAUAAUUAUUUAUUUCUGACAAGAUAGUAAAUUUAAAAAUGAUACUAGUGAUACAAACAAUUACACUUUGUAAUAAUAUUGUUACUAAGGUAUAUGUUUUUGUAGUAGUUUAAUUCCUUUGUAGUCAUCCAUAGUCACAAAAUAUUAAAAACAAAUUAUUUUUACUUUAGAAAAUUACAAGCACAAUUAUGCAUAAUGGCGUUUUUGAAGGAUAGGAGGAAUAUGUAGCGAAAGUGUAUGCACUGCAAACUAGUGUUCAAAUAUUGUGUAGUGUGGUGCCCAAUUCAAAAUGGGCAAAUACGUAAUUUUUAAAUAGUUAUGCUAGAACAUGUGCUAUCUAAAGCAAUAAAUUUUGAUACAAG